Entrophospora candida is the source of this 1053-nucleotide messenger RNA. NCBI's taxonomy places the organism in Eukaryota, Fungi, Glomeromycota, Glomeromycetes, Entrophosporales, Entrophosporaceae. The record is from the annotation of a GenBank genome assembly.
AUGGAAAAUUUUAAUAUUAAAAAACUGACAUUCUUUUCUAGAAAAUUCACAUUAACCAUUCUUUUGUUAUGUUUAUUUUUAAUUCCUAUUGUUAGAGCUCCACCACCUCCACCCUCUCCUUCAACUAAUUCCUCUUUCAUUGUUUCCACUUCCUCAAUUGUUCACACUUCUCCCACCAUUUCUUCUUCUCAUGCUCUAAUUUCCCCUUCACCACCUUUAUUUAAUGAAGAUGUUGAUUCAUCUUCUGCUGUUAAUAAUAAUGAAUCAAAUUCUAUCUUAUAUCUUGUUGAUGUACUCUUAUUAGCAUUGGAUAUUUGCAUUUGCAUUUAUUUGAAGAGUACAUAUGAAGAGAGAAAAGCUGAUGAACCUCAUUUUAUAUAUUUAUUAAAUUAUAUGAAUAUUAUUCUCAGUACAAUUGGAAUGAUUAUUGGAUGUGAUAAAACAAAUAAGGCAAUUAUACAAGGAUUAAUAACUAUAUUUUUUUUUUGGCCCAUUCUGAUACAGAAAAACCCUCUGCAACACAAAAUUGAAGCAAUGUUUUUUAGAUUUUUGCCAAGCAAGAUUGAAUUAGAAAAGGAAAUAAUAAUUUCGCAGCUUUUUAAUUAUGAUGAGUUUCUAAAACCAAUAUUAUUGAUUAUUCCAUCAACUGUUCAAGGUGUGAUCUUAUAUCCUAAAUAUGAUAAUAUCAUCAUAAUAGUUACUAUUAUUUUAUCUUAUGCAGCAACAUUCAUGGAAAUGCGUCGGAAAGUUCAGAUGUCUCAGGCUCGGGAACCUCAAAUAUCUCCAAAACUCAAUGAAUUUUUAACACUAUUUUUUGUGGAGUUAGGGAUAAUUUUUCUUAAAUUUUGUGUAUAUAGUGUAUACGGUAUAGGAAUGGCAAUAAUUUUUAUAUCAUCUAUUUUAGGACUAGUGCAAAUGCCAAUACAAUUGUCUUUUGUGUUUUUUGAAAUUGCUCCUAAGGCUUUUUAUGAAUAUGUUUUAUAUGUUAAACCAUUUUUAGAAUUUUUAAUAUAUUUAGGAAAUUAUUUAAUAGAUGUAUUUUUAAACUUGUAG